Messenger RNA from Rhineura floridana, 3014 nucleotides. RefSeq names its product zinc finger protein 239-like. Bases 107 to 1072 code for a protein of 321 amino acids. The record is from RefSeq and is a predicted model, not a curated record. Gene Ontology annotation, cellular component: nucleus. Lineage: Eukaryota; Metazoa; Chordata; Lepidosauria; Squamata; Rhineuridae. The transcript is spliced from 3 exons.
CAAUCCCAACCUCCAGUCUCUUUUAGAAGAGCCUUAGAUGGAUGCUGAGUACUUAGAGGCAAGUAACAGCUGUAGAAAAAGAAGCUGAAUGUUUUGAGAGUGAACAAUGGAGCCUCCUAGCAAUGAAGCAAGAGAACAACGUACCUAUGAUACCAAGAAUGAACCUGGCAUUCUUGGCAUAGUGCAGCCAGUCCAGAAGAGCUACCAAUGCUUGGAAUGUGGGAAAAGCUUCCGGCGGGGUCCAAGCCUGUUGACUCACCAGAGAAUCCACACAGGCGAGAGGCCUUACCAGUGCCCAAAGUGUAAGAAGUGUUUUACUCAGCAGUCAAGCCUUACUAUUCAUCUGAGAAUCCACACAGGGGAGACCCCAUACCAUUGCCCUCAGUGUGGGAGAUGUUUCCGCCAGAGUUCAAACCUCCUUAAACAUAAGCAGCUACAUGCGGGGGUAAGGCCCCAUCUCUGCUCAGAAUGCGGCAAAUGUUUUGCUCAGCGCUCAAAUCUUGUCAUUCACCAGAGAAUUCACACAGGGGAAAUGCCUUAUCUGUGUUCUGAGUGUGGGAAAACGUUCAGGCAGCACCGGAGCCUGCUUGUCCACCAAAGGUUCCACAAAGGAAAUAUAUCUUGUGGAUACAAUUGCCCUGAGUGUGGGAAAAGCUUCAUGCAGAGCUCGGACCUUGUGAAGCAUCUGAGAGUCCACACAGGAGAGAUGCCCUACAGCUGCCUGCAUUGUGGAAAAAAUUUCCGGUAUGUGUCUAAUCUUAAUAGGCACAGAAGAACGCACACUGGAGAGAAGCCCCAUGCGUGCCGACAGUGUGGUGAAUGCUUUAGCCACCUGUCCAGCCGAAAUACGCAUGAGAGGAUUCACACUGGUGAGAGGCCAUAUGGUUGUGCAGAGUGUGGAAAGAUGUUCAUUUCCAGCUCCAAGCUUGCUAGACAUCUGAGAACCCAUUCCAAGAAGACCUCUUAUAUCUGCAGUGAGUGUGGCAAAGGCUUCUUUCGCCAUCUAAACCUUGUUAGACAUCAGAGACUCCACAAAGCUCGGAGCUCCUGCUCCAAAAGGAAGGAGAAGUGAAAGAACAAGGAGAUUUUGCCAGGCUGAGCUCUAUGGCCCAUCCUCUCUGUCAGAGUCUCCAAAGAAUCAUCCUUGAAAGUCUUAAUGGAUCCCCUCCUUGAAGCUGCUCUGCAGGUCUUCAGAGUCCCACUCUUAGUUUUGUCUGUCUUUCAGACCUUGCUUAUUUGCAAAGUGAACUUCCGCCUUUUCCAGGUAGGAACCUAAUGAGGAGAGAACAUUUUUGGAGCUACUGAGGACUAAAUAUUUACUGAAACUAUUUUUCUGCCCAGAACCUAUUUUUCAGGUUAAUUCUUGGCAUGUACCAUUGCUGAGGGUGAUUAAAUCCAAAAGAGCUUCAAUGAGCUGGCCAAGAAGAAGAAAUUAAAGCUUCUCAGCAGGGCUGAGAAGCAGCAUCGGCUGAAACUCCUCUCCUCUGUCUGACAGUUAAAGUACAGAAGCUCAUGCCUCCUUUAACUCUGGUUGAUCUAUCAUUGUUUGAAAUGACUUGACCAACUUGUGGGUUGUGGUUGGAUGAAAGGAACUAUGGCAGGGCUACAAAAACUUGGCCUCGGCACUUUGGAAGUAAGUUGAAUGGAUUUCAAUGGAAUUAACUUCUGGGUAAUGUGUUUAAGACUUGGAAUACAUAUUUUCUACAACCUCUACAAGGAAGAAUAACAAAUCCUUUGCAGCAAUCCUAGAGGUGGGGCAAGAGGAGUGGGGUUUGACUAGAGUCAUGUGCCCUUCUUUUAAACACACUCAGUGCGGUCAAGGCUCCCUCAUGUGUACAUGGGUGUUUAGAAAUGCAGCUGUUCCAUUCACACAACUGGAAAUGCCACUGUGAUCUCGCGUGUAACCACCACAAACACAAUUGCCAAAAAGGAGGCUGAAAGACGAUUGUGUGCAAAAGAGGAUUAAAAAAAAACUACUCCCAAGCAGGCUUGGAACGGAAAAGGAAACUUGUUAUGUGGACUGUGAUUUUCAGUGAAAGGUGAUUGGAGGAAGUUCUGGAGCUCCUAAGCGCUCCUCUACAAGCUGGAGAAAUGGUGUACUCUAAAAAUGAGGAAAAGGGCAUAUUUUUCUCUUGUGUACGUGUUUUUUGUUUUGCCCUGAUGGAACCAUUAACAGCAAUCUGCUUUUUCUUUACUGUCCAAAGUCUAGUGGACACUUAGGGUUUGUUGGGUUUGUUAAUGUUUUGAUAUGGUCUUCAGGCCAAAUCAGAUAUAAAAAACAUGUUGGUUUUUAUAUUAAUAGCAGCAGCUGUAGGGGCAGACAGCAGGCAGGGAGGAGACAUUUAACUCUUUUCCUCCUUGCCCCCCCCCCCAGUCCUGGCAAAAAUAAAAGCUGCAGCGUGGAGAAGGAAGCCUGGGAAGAUGGGUGAUUUUUUGGGUCAGGAUUGCCAUGGGGAAGGAAAGGGUUAAACCUCUCCCUUCCCAGCAUGCUAUGGGCUUAAUGAGAAUCCUUUCCCUUCUGCACCUGCUGCUGUUUUAAAAAAGCAAACCCUUCACUUGUGUUGGGCACUGAACUAUAUUUAAAGCAGUAUCAUACCACUUUUAACAGCCGGCUUUCAGCAAAGAAUCCUGGGAACUGUAGUUUGUUAAGGGUGCUGAGAGUUGUUAGCAGACUGCUAUUCCCCUCACAGAGCUACAAUCCUCAAAGUGGUUUAACAGUCAAUUCCUCGUUCCAGGGAACUCUAAGAAUUGUAGCUCUGUGAGGGGAAUAGGGGCCUCCUAACAACUCUCAGCAUCUUUAAGAAACUACAACUCCCAGGGUUCUUUGGGGGAAGCCAUAACUGUUUAAAGUGAUAUGAUAGUGCUUUAAAUGUACAGUGCAGAUGAGGGUCUAGGGUCAUGUCUAGUUCGGCACUUUCAUGUGUUAGUGUCAGGAACAUUCUCUGUCUUAUUCAAAAACUGGCCUGUUGUCCUAGUAUGUUUUCCCACUACAAUAAAUGUUGAGUUACACAAAA